Erinaceus europaeus (western European hedgehog) is the source of this 5381-nucleotide messenger RNA. RefSeq names its product gem nuclear organelle associated protein 5 (gene GEMIN5). The transcript has 28 exons. NCBI's taxonomy places the organism in Eukaryota, Metazoa, Chordata, Mammalia, Eulipotyphla, Erinaceidae. The record is from RefSeq and is a predicted model, not a curated record. Bases 506 to 4993 code for a protein of 1495 amino acids. Gene Ontology annotation, molecular function: protein binding.
UGGACCACGCCUCUUUUUUUUUUUACAACUGUUACGUUUAUUUUUUUGUUAGUGGGUUACCCCAGUUAUGUGUGUGUGAGGGAAAGGAUAUAGUUUAAAGCACCUCCAGAUCUACCAAAGUGCCCUGACAUCUAUGAACAGUGUGCCCAUGCCUGGCACAUAGCAUCAGCACCUGGCGAGAUGGGAAGAGACUGGGCACAGAAUUCAAGCCCGACGUAGGAUACAAGUGGCUCAUAAUUAAGGUGUACCAGACAGUGUAGCUUCAAAGAAACAAGACCGCGAGGGAAGGCAACUACACUUCCUUAACCACAAUUAAGUACCUUGGAGCAGAAAGCCUGGCCUCAGGCAGGUAGGGCGGCGCUGGAGCGCUUAGCGCUUGGCGCAGCCUGGGCCUCAGCGCCUGCCGUAGGGGUGAGGGGGCGUGGCGAGACGUAGCCCCGCCCCCGGCCCAGCGUGGGGCUGCGAGGUUCGCGCCGCCACUGCUCUGUCCUCCCGGCCGGCGAUCAUGGGACAAGAGCCGCGCACGCUGCCGCCCUCCCCGAACUGGUACUGUGCCCGCUGCAGCGACGCCGUGCCUGGGGGUCUCUUCGGCUUCGCGGCGCGUACCUCCGUCUUCCUGGUUCGCGUAGGUCCCGGAGCGGGCGCGAGCCCUGGGACUCCCCAGUUUCGAGUCGUAGGAGAGCUGGUAGGACACACCGAAAGGGUCUCUGGAUUCACGUUUUCUCAUCACCCUGGUCAGUUCAACCUCUGUGCCACCAGCUCUGACGACGGGACUGUGAAAGUCUGGGAUGUAGAAACAAAAACGGUAGUGACUGAACAUGCACUCCAUCAGCAUACAAUAUCUGCAUUACAUUGGUCUCCCCGAGUUAAGGACUUAAUAGUAUCUGGAGAUGAAAAAGGAGUUGUUUAUUGUUACUGGCUUCACAGAAAUGACAACCAGCACUUCUUCGUGGAACCCAGGACAAUUUUCUGUCUUACUUGCUCACCUCAUCAUGAAGACUUAGUAGCCAUAGGCUACAAGGAUGGAAUUGUAGUCAUAAUUGACCUCAGUAAAAAAGGAGAAGUCAUUCAUAGGUUUCGAGGCCAUGAUGAUGAGAUCCAUUCCAUUGCCUGGUGCCCACUGCCUGGUGAAAACUGUUUAUCCUUCAAUCAAGAGGAAAAUUCAGAAGAACCUGAAGUUCCCAAUGGGAAAGUCCUAGAACAGACUCCAGUAACCAAAGGCUGCUAUGUGGCCACUGGAAGCAAAGAUCAGACCAUUCGAAUCUGGAGCUGCUCCAGAAAUCGGGGGGUGAUGACUCUGAAACUGCCCUUUCUGAAGAGAAGAGGAGGAGGUGUGGACCCCACUGUUAGAGAACGCCUUUGGUUGACACUCCAUUGGCCCAAGGAUCAGCCAACUCAGCUGAUAUCCAGCAGUUUUGGUGGUGAGCUGCUGCUGUGGGAUCUCACUCAGUCCUGGAGGCGGAGAUACACACUCUUCAGUGCUUCCCUGGAGGGGCAGAAUCACUCAAGGAUUGUGUUCAAUCUAUGUCCUUUACUAACUGAGGAUGAUAGACAGCUGCUGCUCUCCACAUCAAUGGACAGAGACGUAAAAUGCUGGGACUUGGCCACACUGGACUGCUGCUGGACACUGCCUUCCCUAGGCGGGUUUGCCUACAGCCUGGCUUUUUCUCCUGUGGACACAGGUUGCUUGGCCAUCGGUGUUGGGGACGGCAUGAUCCGUGUGUGGAAUACACUCUCAAUUAAGAACAACUAUGACGUGAAGAGUUUCUGGCAGGGUGUCAAAUCCAAGGUGACAGCGCUAUGCUGGCACCCAACCAAGGAAGGUUGCUUAGCCUUUGGAACUGAUGAUGGAAAAGUAGGACUGUAUGACACGUACUCCAACAAACCUCCACAGAUCUCUAGCACAUAUCAUAAGAAGACUGUGUACACAUUAGCCUGGGGGCCCCCACUACCUCCCAUGUCACUUGGAGGGGAAGGAGACAGACCUUCACUCACCCUAUAUAGCUGUGGAGGAGAAGGGAUCGUCUUACAGCAUAACCCCUGGAAGCUGAGUGGAGAGGCCUUGGAUAUCAACAAACUCAUCAGAGAUACCAAUUCAAUCAAAUAUAAAUUGCCUGUGCACACAGAGAUCAGCUGGAAAGCAGAUGGCAAAAUCAUGGCUCUUGGAAAUGAAGAUGGAUCGAUAGAAAUAUUUCAGGUUCCCAACCUCAAACUGAUCUGUACGAUCCAGCAGCAUCACAAGCUAGUGAACACCAUCAGCUGGCACCACGAGCAUGGCAGCCAGCCGGAGCUGGGCUAUCUAAUGGCCUCUGGUUCCAACAAUGCCGUCAUUUAUGUGCACAACCUCAAGGCCAUCAUAGAGAGCAAUUCUGAAUCUCCAGUGACCAUCACAGAGCCAUACCGGACACUCUCUGGACACACAGCCAAGAUUACUAGUCUGGCAUGGAGCCCCCAUCAUGAUGGAAGGCUGGUAUCUGCUUCCUAUGAUGGCACAGCUCAGGUGUGGGAUACUCUAAGAGAAGAACCUCUGUACAAUUUCCGAGGUCACCGAGGUCGACUGCUCUCUGUGGCGUGGUCCCCGCUGGAUCCAGACUGUAUCUACUCAGGGGCAGAUGACUUCUGUGUGUACAAGUGGCUCACUUCUAUGCAAGAACAUUCCCGGCCUCCACAAGGCAAGAAAAGUAUUGAACUAGAGAAAAAAAGGCUGUCUCAACCUAAGCCAAAACCCAAGAAGAAGAAAAAGCCCACACUGAGAAUGCCAGUGAAGCAGGACUCAGGCGAGGGGCAAGAAGAGGAGAGCCUGAGGGAGAGCUUGGGGCCUGUGGAGAAUGGCAUGUCAGACCCUGAAGCUGAGGAGGACAUUCAGGAGCCAGGGUCACCCUGCACGCCGGCUGCAGCAGUUUCCAGAGACCCAGUCACCUGUACUCCUGUUGCCUUGGGUUUUGAAAAGCUGAAAGUCACCUUACUGAAAAAAGAGACACCCAAAGAAAAGCCAGAAGCCUUACUGAAAAAGCGGAAAGCUCGUUCUAUGCUUCCAUUGAGUACAAGCCUGGACCACCGGUCUAAAGAGGAGCUUCACCAAGACUGUUUGAUAUUAGCAACUGCAAAGCACUCAACGGAGCUGAAUGAAGGCAUGUCUGCUGAUCUUGAGGAGAGAUUUCAUCUGGGGCUCUUCACAGACAGGCCCUCCCUCUACAGAAUGAUGGAGGCUGAAGGAAAAAGUCACUUGGAAAAUGGCCACCCUGAGUUAUUUCACCAGCUCAUGCUUUGGAAAGGAGAUCUGAAAGGUGUUCUGCAGUUUGCCGCAGAAAGGGGGGAGCUGACAGACAGCCUCGUGGCCAUGGCACCUGUUGCUGGCUACCAUGUGUGGCUCUGGGCUGUGGAGGCUUUUGCCAAACAGCUGUGUUUCCAGGAUCAGUAUGUCAAGGCUGCCUCACACCUACUGUCUAUCCACAAAGUGUAUGAAGCUGUAGAGCUACUGAAGUCAAACCACUUCUACAGGGAGGCUAUUGCAAUUGCCAAGGCCCGGCUGCGCCCCGAGGACCCAAUCUUGAAGGACCUGUACCUCAGCUGGGGAGCUGUCCUCGAAAAAGACGGCCACUAUGCCGUUGCAGCCAAGUGCUACUUAGGUGCCACUUCUGCUUAUGAUGCAGCCAAAGUCUUGGCGAAAAAGGGGGAUGCAGCGUCACUUAGAACAGCUGCGGAGCUGGCUUCUAUCAUGGGAGAGGACGAGCUGUCUGCUUCCCUGGCUCUCAGGUGUGCCCAAGAGCUGCUGCUGGCCAGGAACUGGGUGGGGGCCCAGGAAGCCCUGAGGCUCCAUGCAAGUCUGAAGGGUCAGAGACUGGUGUUUUGCCUCCUUGAACUACUAUCCAAGCACCUGGAGGAAAGGCAGAUUCCAGAAAGCAAGAGUUCCUGCUCCUCUUAUAAUACUUGGGCCAUGGGCACUGAAGGGCCUUUUGUGGAGAGGGUGACGGCAUUGUGGAGAGAUACUUUUGGCCUUGACACCCCUGAGCAGUGCCGGGCAGCAUCUCAGCAGCUGCACCACAUCAAAUACCCAUCAGCUACCAGCAACACUCCCUCCAAACAGCUCCUGCUUCAUAUCUGCCAUGACCUAACGCUGGCAUUGCUGAGCCAGCAAGCAGCCUCCUGGGAUGGGGCUGUGGAGGCACUGCUCCGGGCUGUGGUCCGGAGCCACGAUGCAGGAAACUUCACCAUCAUGCAGGAAGUCUACGCCACCUUUCUUCCUGAGGGCUGUGACUGUCUCAGAAAUAAGCUGAGUGACCAUCAGACCCCUGCCACAGCAGCUCUCCAAAGUCUGGAGGCCUUCUUUCUUUAUGGACGCCUGUAUGAACUCUGGUGGUCUCUCUCUGGGGCUGCCCCCAUAAGGACACCCACUGUUGAGCAGAGUCAGCAGGUGGACAGCACCUGCCCUGAGCAAGCUGAGCCUGACGCUGCUACUCUGCCAGAACCAGGCUGCCCUGUAGGGUCCACUGCCACACUCACAGGGGAAAGCCAGCAGGAAUUGAGCGCCUGUCAGCAGCUCCUUUCAGAAACACACGCCAGUCUCCAAGACUCAAAAAGAACUGUUGCCGAGGUCCAGGAGACCUUGGCAGAAAUGAUCCGUCAGCAUCAAAAGAGUCAGCUUUGCAAGUCCACAGCAAAUGGUCCAGAUGAGAAUGACCCUGGGCUGGAAGCAGAACGGCAUCCCUGCAGUGCUCAGGACCAAAAUAAAGGGGGAACAUUCAAAGCAGUUACUCUGCCUGAAUUAACCAAAAGGCUUACAGAGGCAAAUGAGAGAAUUGCUAAGUUUCCUGAGAGUAUUAAGGCCUGGCCUUUCCCAGAUGUGCUGGAAUGCUGCCUCGUCCUGCUUCACAUUGGAGCUCAGUGCCCUGGCUACAUGACCCAGGAGAUGCAGCAGCAGGCCCAAGAGCUCCUCCAGAAAUACAGCAGCUCAGAAAUUUACAAAAGACACUGCCAGAGCCUCUCCAGAUGAACCUUCAAGGAACUUUAAGAAAGUGUGCCAGAUUCAACAUGCUUGACACCUUUCACCUCUACCGUUCACUCUGCUCCUCAGUGUUUCUGCAGUGACCUAAAUCGUACAAAUGUGGGUCAAAUUUGCAACAGCUUUACCCUGAAACAAAACAGAAUUGAGCUCUGACCUUAGUCACGGCUUCGUACUAGAGGAAGAUCAUGAAAAGCCAGCAAUAGCAAGUCAGAACUAAUGCCUGCAGAGUGAUUGUGGUCAUCUCUAAAGCCUUAUGUAGGUUUCAUCUAAAGAGGAAAAACUGUUAAUCACCUGAAGUGUUAUGUUCUUAAACACAAGCUACCUUAUGUUUAAACUCUCAACCAUAAACAUGUCAUUCUUUGAUAGAACCACUGCA